Sabethes cyaneus is the source of this 708-nucleotide messenger RNA. RefSeq names its product pre-mRNA-splicing factor ISY1 homolog. Gene Ontology annotation, biological process: generation of catalytic spliceosome for second transesterification step; mRNA 3'-splice site recognition. Gene Ontology annotation, cellular component: post-spliceosomal complex; post-mRNA release spliceosomal complex; catalytic step 2 spliceosome. The record is from RefSeq and is a predicted model, not a curated record. The transcript has a single exon. NCBI's taxonomy places the organism in Eukaryota, Metazoa, Arthropoda, Insecta, Diptera, Culicidae. The coding region runs from base 1 to 708 and encodes 235 amino acids.
AUGGCCCAACAGGAAGCAGAAACUGGCCGAAAUGAACGUCCCCUGCGACAGUUGGGAUCCGAAUGCGCAGAUCUGGGGCAGUGCGAAAAGUGGCGACUGCAAAUCAUUCAGGAGAUCAGCAAAAAAGUAGCGCAAAUUCAGAACGCCGGUUUGGGCGAAUUCCGGAUUCGAGACCUGAACGAUGAGAUCAACAGGCUACUGCGGGAAAAGCGUCACUGGGAAAACCGAAUUGCCGACUUGGGAGGUCCGCACUAUCGCCGGUACGGUCCAAAAAUGUUUGAGGCUGAAGGGCGUGAAGUGUCAGGAAAUCGUGGCUAUAUGUACUUUGGAGCGGCCAAGCAUUUGCCCGGAGUGAGGGAAUUGUUCGAGCAGGAAGCGCCACCACCUCCGUCGAAAAAGGCGCGAGCCGAAUUGUUGCAGAAUGUCGAUGCUUAUUACUAUGGCUUUCUGGACGACGAUGACGGCAUUCCGGUACCUCUUGAAGCGAAAGCUGAAGCGCCGGCUAUCCGGACGGCGGUGGACGAGUGGAAGCAGUGGAUUGGACGAGUGUCGGAUGCUAGGACAAGUUCCGACGCGAACAGACAGCAGAAGGAUGACCCAAUGAUGGGACUGCUCGGACCGACUCCGAGACCCAGUCAAGAGGAUAUUGAGGCUGGUCUACAACGAAAGCGCAAAUUAGAGCUUUUUAGACCAAGUAACUAUUAUUAA